Messenger RNA from Exaiptasia diaphana, 1081 nucleotides. RefSeq lists its product as uncharacterized. The record is from RefSeq and is a predicted model, not a curated record. Bases 290 to 658 code for a protein of 122 amino acids. The transcript is spliced from 4 exons. NCBI's taxonomy places the organism in Eukaryota, Metazoa, Cnidaria, Anthozoa, Actiniaria, Aiptasiidae.
UUUUUCUCACAGGAUUUCAAUUGGGUGGCAACGCACAUGGCAACGCGUUAGCCUAUUAGUGGAACAAAUUAUAAUUUAGUCAGUUCAGAAUACUGAAAGUAAACUACUGCUAUGAUCCAAAAAAUUGUAAAAAAACGAAACAGAAUUUGUUAUGACACACUAAUUAGCUACCGAAAGCGUUGAUUAGUUUCAUGCGAACAAAAUAUACGUCAUUUUAAUCAAUAGUAACGAAGAUCAGACUCUGGAGCUGUGAGGCAACCUUGGAAAAGUGUUAUUUUCUUGACGCAUUAUGCAAGGAACUAAUGMGUUGAUAUUCGCGACUAUUUAUGUUGCGCUAUUGGUAUUAGUUUUGGUACUGGCCUAUUACUUCAGCUUGAAAAACUCCUACAGUUUUAGAAGUGAAGAGGUUUUCCAUGAAAAUGGAGAAAAUGCCGCCGGACAGCCAACUGAAGUGGAAAUUCCAAUAGAGCCCGAAUAUGCUGAAGUUACAAAAUGCAAACCAAAACCAUCACAGCAGCAAAAUCAACCCAUACAGGCGAAUGUUGUAUAUGCCUUAAUUGACAAGUCCAAAAAGACUAGUAAGAAAUACAAGAAAAAGCAAUCUCCUUCAUUUCAAGAAACAGAACUAACUUGUGAAUAUGCGACUGUUCAGCAUUAAAGAAACUGCUCUUUUCCCUUUUUAUGUGAAAUGAAGUGGUACGCGAGUUGGUGUCACYAUUUUAAUUAUGUAGCUUCAUAUACAAUAAUUUUCUCUCAWUUAAUAAGCAUUGGUCCGUUAGCUCAGUCGGCAGAGCGUGGUGCUAAUAACGCUAAGGUCAAGGGUUCGAGCCCCUUACGGACCAGUCWCUACUUUUUUUUCUUUUUUUUCUUGUAAAUGAUAUUAAAAAUCUCUUUUUACAUCAUAUAAUCUAUAUUACAUGCAGAUGUUCAACAUUUAUUUCUUUAGCUAAUUGUAACAAUAAAUGAAAGUUCUGCUUAGUUCUUGGGAUCCCUGUGUGACUUUGUAUUCAUUCUCCUUCGCUGUUAUGGUUUUCAAAAUUUGAACUUUUCGCGACGGCUGCUUGGACAACCUAGUAAAGAA